AUGAAGUCUUUCUCCUAUCUUCUGGGCUUGAUGGCAAGCUUUGUUGUAAUCUGCUCCGCGAAUUUUGACCUUUACAUCCAGAUUGCCACCUUCUACAACGGGCCAGAAUUCACUCAAGUGCAACGUCAGUGGGCUAUUUUUGAGGCUGACCCGAGUUGCGGAGAGGCUGUUGACCAGCCGUGGUAUUAUGACCGCGGAGAUGUCUCUGUUGCCAGAGGCGUCCGCUGCGCCGGCGAUGGCUGUGAUCCUACAGGGGCUGCAAGCGAGAUCACCAAGCUUGAGAUGAACUUGGGAUUUGAUGAUGACGUCUGGCAUUGGACGAUCUACCGAGACAGACCCAGAGGCCAAAACGGCGGCUACCUGAUGUACGGUUUAGAUGGUAACACUUACGGCGAGUGUAUCCUCUUUCCUGGCGACAACUGGACCUGCGAUCAAGAACCGUUCUUGAUUCUGAACGGAGCGAGGAAGUUCAGAUGCCUGACACAGUGCUCUGUAAGCGAUAUUCAGGGGUAA
Messenger RNA from Fusarium coffeatum, 513 nucleotides. RefSeq lists its product as uncharacterized. NCBI's taxonomy places the organism in Eukaryota, Fungi, Ascomycota, Sordariomycetes, Hypocreales, Nectriaceae. The transcript is spliced from 2 exons. Bases 1 to 513 code for a protein of 170 amino acids. The record is from RefSeq and is a predicted model, not a curated record.